Molecule: messenger RNA, 1444 nt
Organism: Callithrix jacchus (white-tufted-ear marmoset)
Lineage: Eukaryota; Metazoa; Chordata; Mammalia; Primates; Cebidae
Source: RefSeq, a predicted model, not a curated record
AUGGCUUCCAGGAGCGUCACCAGCAAGCGCUCACCCUCCUCGACUUCCACCGAAGGAUCAUCCAGGUCUCCUGAAUCUGAAAAGCCAGGGAGCCAUGGAGGGAGACCACCAAAUGGUCCAAGCCGCAGCAGCUUCCCAGUGGGACGCCGCCACCCCCCCACGCUGCAAAUGGUGCUGGAGGCGAUGCAGGUGCUGCAGGCAGAGGAGCAGCGCCAGGGCACAUCGGUGGUAGCCAUCAAGCGCUACAUCCUGCGAAAGUACCCCGCAGCAGAUGGCCCUCGCUUCAAGUACCUGCUGAAGAACGCGCUGGCCACUGGCAUGUGCCGUGGCCUCCUCGCCAGGCCCCCCCACUUAAAAACCAGGGGGGCCACUGGCAGCUUCCAAUUAGUUACCAACCACGAGAGGACAAUCAAGCCCAGGAAGACGGCCUCCCCGAAGGCCCCCAGGAGAGCAGGCGUGGCCAAGGGGAAGGUCCCCAAGAAACCAGAUGAGGCCAAGGAGGAGCCUCCCAAGGCAGGCAAGGGGAAAAAGGGAGCCAAGAGUCCAGCGGAGGUGCAGAAGCCUCCCCUCAAGCCAGGCACAGACACAGAAAAAGCUUGCAAAGAAAGCAGCAAGGCCAAGGACACCGAGGCACAGCCAGGUGAGGCUCAGAAGGUGCCCCCCAAGCCAGACAAGGCCAUGCGGGCCCCUUCUAAUGACAGUGGGUUCAGCAGGAGGGCAGAGGUCAAAGGCAGCUGGAGGAGCCCAGCUAACUGUGCUGAGGCCAGCAGGAAAACCAAAGCUGGGAGUAAGAGUUUAAGACCCACGGUCAGCAAGGUCAAGAGUGGUACUGCUUCCCUAACCGAAAAGAAGUCGGUGGCCCGGGCCAAGGCCCAGUCCCAGGCCCCUGCCCCCACUGGGGCUGGGCAGGGGCCGAAUGCCAAGGGUGCUUCUGCUAAGGCCGGUGGGUCCAAGGUGGUACCUGCACAUCUGUCCAGGAAGACGGAGGCCCCUAAGGGCUCGAGAACGGCUGGGCUGCCCAUCGACAUCAAGUUCCCAUCAUCCAAAGUGUCCAGCCAGAGGGCUGAAGCUUGGGGCCGGAGGCAGGGGUGGAGAGAUACUUAGCCUCUGUCCUCGUUUUUAUUCUUGAACAAACUAUUGCUCUAUUUAUUUAAUUCUAACCUAUUUAUCAAUAAAGACUUGUUUAUUUUCCCCUGCAAUUGUGUGGGUAGGGGCUGAGGUUCAAGGACUUGGCCAUUCGGUCCUCCACGAGCAUCCCCUGAGCACCUGCUGUUUACCUGGCUAAUGCUGGGGCUCAGAUAGGAGGUCCUGCCUCGGGGAGACUGUGUGCUGUAUGGAGCUGCGGCACAGACAUCAGAUAUUGAGAUGCAAAGGAGCUGGUGGGGAUUAACCCGGCCCUGAGAUCAGGCUUCCAGGAGGAGGUGGCUUUUGAUCCUAAAGGAUG